CGACAAUACCCGAAGUCCUCAGCAGAAUAAAAAUACAGAUUUUUGUUAUUUUUCUCUACAAAAUCACAAAGAAUAUAACCUGAUUGACUUAUUAAUCAAUUAAAAUAUUCAUAAACAAAUCAGUAACUUGCUAUUGAUUUAUUCUUAACGCGCAGUCGUUAAUUUUCUGUUAUUUUUUAUAAAAAAAAAAAAAAACUAUUUUGACAGACGUCAUGGCUGUUGCUUUUAGUGAAUCGAAAAAUCACAGUGAUCGUGAAAGAUGGGUAUGCAUUUAUCCACUUUACAUAAACAGCAAGAAGUCUCGAGCAGAAGGCCGUAAAUUGACUAAAUCGAAGUGCGUUGAGAAUCCAACUCACCAGGAAAUACGCGACGUUUUGCUGGCAGCCGGUCUAAAAGUCGGUGUAGAAAACAAAUUACAUCCAAAGGAACGUAGCAAAGAACUGUUGUAUCGUGGACGCAUACGGGUCCAAUUGAAAAACGAUGAUGGAACUCCAGUUAAUUCAGAUUAUCCUACUCGUGAUUCGCUGCUGCAUUAUGUAGGAUCAAGUAUUCCUAAUUUAAAAACACGUCAAGGUAAACAGAGCUCUAGUGAACCUCAGCAGUCUUCUGCGACAGCCAAAAAAGGCAAAGGAAAAGGACGUAGAUAAAUUAUUAGGUUUUGUAAAAUAAAUAUGUCUGUUAAAUUAAUUGUUUAACGACAAGUUAUCAUUUCAGAUUUUUUAUUGUAAUUAUUUUUUUCAUUCAUGCAAUUUGUACGAGAGUUAAUUAUAAAUUUAUAUUUAUAUACUUUGGUAUGUAUAUAUCAUAGAAUUAAAUGAAUAAAAAUAUUAAUUAUAAUAUAUUA
Molecule: messenger RNA, 844 nt
Organism: Microplitis mediator
Lineage: Eukaryota; Metazoa; Arthropoda; Insecta; Hymenoptera; Braconidae
Gene: Srp19
Product: signal recognition particle 19 kDa protein
Exons: 2
Coding region: 213-647 (144 amino acids)
Biological process (GO): SRP-dependent cotranslational protein targeting to membrane, signal sequence recognition; SRP-dependent cotranslational protein targeting to membrane
Cellular component (GO): signal recognition particle, endoplasmic reticulum targeting
Molecular function (GO): 7S RNA binding
Source: RefSeq, a predicted model, not a curated record